Molecule: messenger RNA, 1572 nt
Organism: Oncorhynchus nerka (sockeye salmon)
Lineage: Eukaryota; Metazoa; Chordata; Actinopteri; Salmoniformes; Salmonidae
Product: GTPase IMAP family member 9-like
Exons: 3
Coding region: 126-1028 (300 amino acids)
Molecular function (GO): GTP binding
Source: RefSeq, a predicted model, not a curated record
UGCAUCUCCACUUGUAGACAGAAGACUCUAGAUACCCAAAUCAACAAGCAGGCAAAGAGACCCUGGUUGCUCUGGGUGGGAACACUAGACCUGAGAAGAGCUUGACAGCAUUCCAAAAGCCAAACAUGACUGAGCAAAAUGAGGAAGUCCGGAUUGUUCUGCUGGGGAAGACGGGAGCUGGGAAGAGUGCAUCAGGAAACACCAUCCUGGGGAGAGACACUUUUGAGUCAAAAAUGUCCUCUAUUUCUGUGACAUCAACAUGUGAAAAGAAAAUAGGAGAGAUGGGUGGGCAACAUGUAGCUGUCAUUGACACACCUGGAUUGUUUGACACCAAGUUAACACCGGAGGAGGCACAGAAAGAGAUCUCACAGUGCCUGUUUUACUCCGCUCCUGGUCCCCAUGUGUUCCUGGUUGUGAUCGCGCUUGGAAGAUUCACUGAAGAGGAGAAGGAAACUGUGGAGAUGAUUCAGAAAUUAUUUGGUGUUGAAGCAUCGAAAUACGCCAUGGUUCUCUUCACAAAUGGAGACCUUCUUGAUGAUGAUGAAGUAACAAUUGAAGACUUCCUGAAUGGAAAUACAGAUCUGGAAACUUUAAUUGCCAAAUGUAAUGGUGGAUAUCAUGUCUUUAAAAACAAUGAUCAGAAUCCAUCUCAGGUCACUGAGCUUCUUGACAAGAUUAACAAGAUGGUGAAGUUGAAUGGAGGAAGCCACUACACCACUGAGAUGUUCCAGGAGGCUGAGAGAGUAAUUGAAGAAGAGAAGGAGAGGCUCCUGAAAGAGAACAAAGAACAGAGACUCAGAGAGAUGGAAGAACUGAAGGCAAGGUUUGAAGGAGAACGUCUAAGGGAAGAAGAAGAGAAGCUGAGGAGAAAACAGGAAUGUGAAGCUAGAGAGAAAGCUGAAAUUUUAAGGAAAGGUGCCAUAAUCGGAGCAGUUGUGGGAGUAGUUGGGGGCCCAUUUGGUGUGGGAGUUGGUGCAGCAGUGGGAGCUGGAGUUGCAGCUAUAGUAAAUAGAUGCAGAACACAAUGAGAGUCUAUAGCUAACAGUGCUGUACAUUCUACAAGUUGUUUGACUUCAUUACUUGAUAUUUAAAUCUUCCUCUAUAUACACAGAGUUAACCAAACAUUUGGAACACCUAAUAUUGAGAACUGUUAGAGUAUAAAAGAGUGAAAGUUGGCCUUGCCUUUCCUAUCAUCCUGGAAAAGGGCCUAAAUACAGAGAACACAACACAUUAACUCGUACCUCUUCUCUAAAUUUACAGGAUACAAUCGUUGGAAAUAUAUUUUUUAGUCAUCACUACUUACAGAAUGAACAUAAAGAUAGAUCUGGGUAUCGCACGUUUGAGAGCACAGAAUUGUACAUUUCCCUGUGUAAAGAUGGAAGAUAAGUGUAUUUCUGCCUGUCUGGCUAAAAAGCAAUGCAUUACUGUAAGAUUAAUUUACAGUUGCAGUUACAGCUACCGUUGCUUUCCAAGAAGCAUGAUGAAUGGGAUAUUAACUAUUUAAUGACAAACCACUACUAUUUAUUUCAUAGUUAUUUCAUGGCACUAUAAAAUAAAGGGCCACUGAAAAUA